Molecule: messenger RNA, 1119 nt
Organism: Ahaetulla prasina
Lineage: Eukaryota; Metazoa; Chordata; Lepidosauria; Squamata; Colubridae
Product: E3 SUMO-protein ligase KIAA1586-like
Exons: 5
Biological process (GO): regulation of DNA-templated transcription
Source: RefSeq, a predicted model, not a curated record
UUCAUCGGGCUCUCUCCCUUUUCUGGUGAACCCAAAAUAACAACUAAGCCUCCAGUUCAGGGUCUCGUGACCUUUGAAGACGUCGCUGUGUAUUUCUCCGCGGAGGAAUGGUCUCAACUAGAUCCUGAACAAAAAGCCCUUCAUAAAGAAGUCAUGCUGGAGAACUCCAGAAAUGUGGCUUCCCUGGUUGCCCUUAACAGGACGAAAAGGCAACAGAAUUUUUCAGUAAGAAGCAGUAAGAAACCAAGAUUGGAAUCAGUUAUAUCAGAAUUGGUCGUGGAUGAUAUAAAACAGGCACAAGCACAACCACUCCAGCCACUCCAACUUGGAGAAAGCAGCCCGUCAGUUAUUGAAAUAAAUAACGAUACCUCCAAAAUUGAAAACAGUCUUCCUGAAUGCUGGACACUGCAACAAUAUAACAAUUUUAAAGGAAAAUAUGAUGGAUUGGAAAUUUCUAACAAAAAGUUAGGUUGCCAGUAUUGUGCAAAACAUGAUUUCCAAAAAAUGAAUAGUCAUGUGUCAAAGGAGUGGAAAUAUUUUCAGAUUGAGGCAGCAGGGAGAAGUAGAGAUGUAAAACAAGCUUCUCUAAGGAAAAAAAUGAAAGAACAUUUUUCAUCAAAAGCUCAUAAUAUUUGUAAAGAGAAAAUUAAACAAUACGAGCAGGCUUCAGUAGCAAAAUGUAAGAUGAAUGAAAGACAUAUACAAACUACUUGUAGAGUAUUUAAUACAGUUUACAGCCUGGCACAAAGAUGUAAAUCAUUUUCAGACAUAGAAGAUGAGAUAGAAAUGCAAAUUAAAAGUGGAUUAGAUAUGGGAAUAGGACUACAUUCGUGUAAAACUGCAGUGAAAAUAGUAGAUUUCAUUGCAAAAGAAAUUAAAAAACAAUUAUUUACUAAAAUUAUUGAAAAUAAUCUGAAAAUAUGCUUGAUUAUAGAUGAAGCCUCAACAAUAUCGUGCAAACCAGUUGUCCUACUUUUCGAAUGGGAUCCUACUCCUACAGUGGAAAAAUGGUUAAAGAUCAAUCACAUGGCCGACGAUGCUCAAGUAAAAAUGAAGAAAAUUGCAAGCAAAGACACCAGUUUCACCAGCUCUUCUCCCGGGAUGUCACUAGCAGCAUAA